AUUUGCUAGCGGUUAAUGGAUUUGUGGCCUAACUUCACGGUCUGUAGUUCGGAACUGAAAUUUAGUUUAAAAGCUGCUGUGCUGUGUUCUGUUAACCGUAGAACAGUGUUCAGUUCGAUCCAGCACAGACGGAAGCAAGGCAAUUCCAUCAAAAACAUGAAGCUCAUCAUAGUUCUGAUUGCUACCGUCAUCGGGACGAUUGCCACGGUUUCCGGUCAACAGCAAAUCAGUCAGGAGUGCUUCACUCGGCCAAACGAUAAGAACCCGAAAGAAUGUUGCAAACUUCCCGACAUCAAGCCACCGCAUGAAAAGUUCGAAACUUGUAAGCAGAAGUUCCCGAAGCCAACUGGUCCGCCACCAACUCCGGGUAACCCACCACAAGGCCCUCCACCUGGCUUCAACUGUAUGGCGCAGUGCAUCCUUGAACAGGAAGGCGUCAUAACCGACGGUGUGAUCAGUAAGGAUGUUGCAACCACAACUUUGGUUGCCCUGGUAGGAUCAUCAUCCGAUUGGCAAACGGCUGCCAAAACUGCCGUUGACACGUGCUAUCAGCAGGUGUCCUCAUUGGAAACCGAGAAGGACAGUCUUGGGUGCAGCGUGGCUGCUGGUGUCUUCAAGGAAUGUUUGCAUUCGACUAUGUUUACGAAUUGCCCAACUUCUUCUUGGACCGCCAGUACUGAAUGCGAUCAGCUGAAGGCUCACGUGGAGAAGGGGUGCCCUUUGAUGACUCUGUUCAAGGGCCCACACAAACAUCCACAUUAGUGAAGAAGUUUUGGUUAAAAGUGGCUACCGGAUUAUUGAUUUCUUUUGAAUAAUAAAUGUUCAUUACAAAGA
Armigeres subalbatus is the source of this 834-nucleotide messenger RNA. RefSeq names its product general odorant-binding protein 67-like. The transcript is spliced from 5 exons. The coding region runs from base 16 to 762 and encodes 248 amino acids. Lineage: Eukaryota; Metazoa; Arthropoda; Insecta; Diptera; Culicidae. Gene Ontology annotation, molecular function: odorant binding. The record is from RefSeq and is a predicted model, not a curated record.